AGAUUCAUGCAAAGCUAGACCUGUUCGCUUGUAUAACAAUUAGGAAUUACAAUGGGAGAAAUUUAAACGAAUGUUUACACAACUCUGAGAUUUAUGUAAAACAGUUGCAGGGAACAGCGUCUUUCUGAGGCCGUUAUAAAUAGCAGCACCAGAAUAUAAUGUAUUGCAUUGGCUUAAUUCUGCUCAUCAGCUGUAGAUUUGGUCUUUCACAGCUUCCGCAUGUCGAUCCCGGUCCGCCAAUCGGUCCUGGUCCACCAAUAGGUAUUCCACCUCCUUUGAAGAAAUGUUCUAAAAAUGCACGACCUGUUUGUGGUGCUGAUGGAAUCACACAUUUAAAUCUAUGCGUAGCCAGACGAUUAGGAAUACCAGUACUUUGCAGAAAACAAUGUCCGUGUCCCUGUAAAUGCAACACCAGUAGUAAACCAGUGUGUGGAGUUGAUGGCAACAAUUACAAAAAUAGAUGCAUUGCUGUACGCUGCAAAAAAGUCAAGGUGCAAUGUAGAGGACGCUGUCCAUGCAAAAACAAACCAUGUAGAAAGUGCUCAAAACGGAGAAGAGACCCUGUAUGUGGUUCUGAUGGAAAGACGUACCGGAACGAAUGUAAAGCAAAAUGUCAGAAAGUGGAAAUUAAUUGUCAAGGGCCAUGUCCGUGUCGUUGCUCACGCCUCUGUCCUCCAAUACGUGAUCCUGUGUGUGGAACUGACGGCAAUACUCAUGAUAACAGUUGUGUGGCUAUGAAAUGUCGAAAAGUUAAUGUUAAAUGCAAAGGACGAUGUCCAUGUGGGAAAUGCGACAACUGUCCAAGGACAGUGGACCGUGUUUGUGGAACAAAUGGAAAAACAUACCAAAAUGCAUGUCAGGCAAAAUGUGCGAAUGUAAAGAUUAAAUGCAAUAAAAAGUGCCCAUGUGGUUCCACCACGUGUUCCAAGCGUGAUUGUCCUUUUACUAAGCCUGUGUGUGGUGUUAAUGGAAGAACAUAUGAUACUAUAUGCGAAGCAAAGUGCAAGAAUGUCAAAGCAGCAUGUACUGGUCGUUGUCCGUGCAGGAAAUGUAAAUGUCCGAAAUUGAAGUUUCCGGUGUGUGGAUCUAAUGGUAGGACCUAUGAUAAUUACUGCAAAGCAGGGUGUGCGAGAACAAAAACGUCAUGCUUUGGUCGUUGUCCUUGUCGACGUGCUAAAAAUUGAAACAGGCAAGUUCCUCAAUAUACAAUUAGGU
Mytilus californianus (California mussel) is the source of this 1215-nucleotide messenger RNA. RefSeq names its product serine protease inhibitor dipetalogastin-like. Bases 159 to 1184 code for a protein of 341 amino acids. The transcript is spliced from 13 exons. Gene Ontology annotation, molecular function: protein binding. NCBI's taxonomy places the organism in Eukaryota, Metazoa, Mollusca, Bivalvia, Mytilida, Mytilidae. The record is from RefSeq and is a predicted model, not a curated record.